AUGCUUGCGCAGAUUUUACAUGAUCUCUAUAUACCACCAGACUUGCUUGAUGAAUUGCCAGAAGAUCAAAAACAAUUACUUUUUUGUAAAAUGCGUGAAGAACAAGUACGAAGAUAUCAUGAACGAGAACAUAAUGAAACAAUAAUAACAAAUGAUAGAAAAAAUAAAAAAAAGAAGAAAAAAGUCACAUUUCUACUUGGUGCUGAUGGAAAUGAAUGGUGCUGGAUCAUGGGUGAAUCUGCAGAAAAUACUGACAAGCAAUUCAAUAAUAGAAUUAAUAAUGAAAAUAUGAAUAUCGAUUAUCAAAAUGGGUAUAAACAAUCAAGAACCAAUAUUAAUACUACGCAAAGUCCAAUAAAAACUGGUGUUUAUUUUACAGUACAUCGUGAUGAACGUAAACAAAUCGAAGAAAUUUCUAAUAAUAUACAAGAAGCACGUCGUAUUUUCGAACGACUUGAAUCAGAUACACGACGACUUGCAUUAACUACAGAAAAUGAAAUUUUACAAAAACAACAACAACAUUCUCAACCAUCUCCACUUCAAAUAUCUCAAUCAGAUUUUGUUGAUGAAAUAUUUUAUCAUGAAAUUGAACAACGUGCAAAAAAAGCUGAUCAAGAUCGACGUGAAGCAGCACAACGAGCACGUGAUUAUUUUCAUCGUCAAUCAUCAUCAUCACAAUUAGAUCCAUGUUUUGAUACUGACGAACAUAUAACUUUUGCACUUCAACCAAUUAUAUUAAAAACAUCAAAUCGUAUAAUAUCAAAUGAGAAAAAAAAUGAUAUCGAAUUUGAUGAAAGUCAAACACCAGCUUUUCCAAUAUUUUCUUCGGAUGAAUCAACAACAUUAGAAAAUAAUCAUGAAUCACAACCAACAAUUGUUCCUAAUGACCAACAACGAACUCUUAUGUUAUAUAAUGAUAGUUAUUUUCUUUUCAGUAAACCAUUAUCAGUAAUAACUCGUGCAGAUAUUCGUCAAUGGUUUUAUACGAAUGAAAUACCUUAUGGUACAUUUCGUUCAUUAAAUGGAGAUAUAUAUCCAUGGUUUCAUGGUAUUAUUUCACGUGCUUAUACUGAACAACUUCUUUGUUCACAACCAAUUGGUACUUAUUUAAUACGUGUUAGUGAAAAAAUGUUUGGUUAUGUUUUAUCUUAUCAUGCAUCAGAUCAUUGUCGUCAUUUACUUAUUGAAGUUACUCAACAAGAACAUGCUUAUCGAUUUUUAGGUGGUGCUAAAAAAGAAUUAUUUGAAAAUCUUAGUCAACUUAUUGAUAAAUAUACUAAUGCUCCAAUUCGCUCAAAUUCUACAGAUGUUCUUCGUUAUCCAUGUGCACAAAUUGAUCUUGAACGAGCAGAUUAUGCGGAUUUAUUUGUUGAGAAUAUUGAAAAUGAUAAAUUAUAUGAAUCUUUGUAUAUAUCACUUGAUACAACGACAUCAUCAUUACAGUCGACAACACAUUUGUAG
Molecule: messenger RNA, 1461 nt
Organism: Adineta steineri
Lineage: Eukaryota; Metazoa; Rotifera; Eurotatoria; Adinetida; Adinetidae
Source: the annotation of a GenBank genome assembly